CGACCAUGUCCGAUACUGACAAUACAAGCGCCUUUAAUCCUUCGCGUUCCUGGUGGAAAGAGGCCACCGUGUACCAGAUCUACCCAGUCUCGUUUUUCGACUCCAAUGGCGAUGGCAUCGGUGACCUGAACGGCAUCUACUCCAAACUCGACUACUUGCGCGAUCUCGGCGUCGAUGUCCUUUGGCUUUCUCCUAUCUACCGUUCUCCCUUAGCCGAUAUGGGAUAUGACAUAUUUACGUCUUAUUUUGCGUUUAAAAACAGCUCAGAUUAUCGUGACAUUGACCCCAGGUAUGGGACCCUUGCGGACUGGGACCGCCUGCUUGAGGGUGUGCACGAUCGUGGGAUGAAGUUGAUGAUGGAUCUGGUGGUAAAUCACACUUCUGAUGAGCAUGACUGGUUUCGCGAAUCCAGGUUGAGCAAAAGUAGCCCUAAGCGCGAUUGGUACAUCUGGCGUCCCCCACGAUAUGACGCUGAGGGGAAGCCCGCGCCUCCCAACAACUGGCGCUCUGUAUUCGAAGGCUCCGCGUGGACUUACGAUGACGCUUCCGGGGAAUACUAUCUCCACCUAUACCUCGACAAGCAGCCCGACCUCAACUGGGACAAUCCGGAAGUUCGUGAGGCUGUCUGGUCCCUGAUGAAAUUUUGGAUUGAGCGCGGGUGUGAUGGAUUCCGGAUGGAUGUGAUCAACCUCAUCUCCAAGGUUGAUGGGCUCCCAGACGUACCCGUUGUAGACCCCACUCAGGACUAUCAACUCGCGAGUGUGAUGUACGCAAAUGGCCCCCGCGUGCAUGAAUAUAUCCAAGAGAUGAACCGUAAAGUUCUUUCUCAACAUGAUCUGAUCACGGUCGGUGAAGCUCCCUUUACCCACGAUUCCCGCGGGCUUGCAUCGUUCGUUAUCCCCGAUCGUAAAGAGUUGAACAUGGUGUUUGCAUUCGAGCUUGUGGAAAUCGAUAACGCGGUUGACGGCCCAGCAGCGAACGCAGGCGCAGGCGCAGAUCCGCUUCGGUACCGUUCAUGGAAACUCCCCGAGAUGAAGUCAAUCAUUGAAAAGUGGCAGAACUUACUCCGUGAAGAAGGAUUCUGGAAUGCCGUGUUCAUAGAAAACCACGAUCAAGCACGCUCGGUAUCGCGCUAUGGAAACGAUACGCCUGCGUGGCGUGCACGUUCUGCCAAACUCCUCGCGAUCAUGCAGACGACCCUCUCUGGCACGCUCUAUGUCUACCAAGGUGAAGAAAUUGGCAUGGCCAACUUCUCUUCAAGUUGGCCGAUUGAGGAGUACAAGGAUGUUGCGACACAAAACUACUACAACAGGAUCCUGGAACAAAGGAAGUCUGGGGCCAAGACCAAUGCUUCUAGUCCAGAGGUGGUAGACAUGUCAGACGUUAUGGAUGGCUGUCAACGGAAGGCGCGCGACCACGCGCGCACCCCUGUCCAAUGGGAUAAAACCCCUCACGGUGGUUUCACAACAGGCGCUCCGUGGAUGCGCGUGAACGACGACUAUGCUGAAUGGAACGUCGCAGCGCAACUCCAGAAUCCAGAUAGCGUGUUAACGUUUUGGCGGCGCGCCCUGCAGAUGCGCAAGCAGCAUGCUGUCCUGGUCUACGGUGACUUCUGCAUGCUAAUGCGAGAUAACCUACAUGUGUUUGCCUAUACGCGCACGUUGGGGAUGGCCACGGCGCUCGUAUUACUGAAUUUCAGUAAAGACGAAGUGCAUUUCACGCUACCAGAGGCUAGCAUCGAUAAAUCGAGUUCUCGCCUUGUUUUGGGGAAUAUGAUGAGAGCUGCGGAGCCUGGUAUCGAUCGUAUAACAGCGGAGAUAUGCUUGGAACCUUAUGAAGGUAGAGUUUACUUCCAAGGAUAGGCUGGUUGGAUGGUGUGCGUUGGGCACAUUACAGAGCGUAUCAUUGCACUGUUGGCUCGAGCUUGAAGCUCGCUGAGCGCUCAAGAAAAUUGUUAGACCUCUCAGGCGGCUAGUGGAAGCUGGGUAGAUGCUACAACCCUUGGCGAGCUCGCUCUAGGGUAUAGCGAGAUCUUAUUUGCAGGGCAAUCGGAUCAACUUCGUACCGUACCUCGUCUCUCCCCAAUCUUGUCUCCUCUUAUUGUGUUUUUUGACUGCAAUUUUAUCAUGAUCUAUGCACAACAAGGCAGAGCACCCUUGAUGAUCAUCGC
Heterobasidion irregulare TC 32-1 is the source of this 2170-nucleotide messenger RNA. Its product is annotated as glycoside hydrolase family 13 protein. Lineage: Eukaryota; Fungi; Basidiomycota; Agaricomycetes; Russulales; Bondarzewiaceae. The record is from RefSeq and is a predicted model, not a curated record. Gene Ontology annotation, molecular function: alpha-amylase activity. The transcript is spliced from 12 exons. Gene Ontology annotation, biological process: oligosaccharide catabolic process. Bases 6 to 1862 code for a protein of 618 amino acids.